GUAACUGCGGUUCCCCAACGCUAAGAAGGAGGAGAAGAAGGUCCCGCUGCGCUCGGUUCGCUACGGCGGUCAGUGUUGAUGGAGAAACCGGAGCUGCGCUGCUGAAGAAAAGAAUGGCGUCCUGUUACGACUCCUCCCCCGUCCACUUCCCUACAUGGCUCACCUCCGCAGACACCUCAGGAGAAGCCUCCAAGGAAGAUUAUGUGACGCUGCUGAAGACAGAAGACAUUAAAGUUGAGAACAUCGACUUCGGAGAGAGCUGCAGUUCUCAGCAAGCGCCCUCCGACGCUCUCUGCGCCGAAACGCCUUCCAGACGAACUCAGAAAGAUCCGGACAUGGAUAUAUUUUACCACUGCUCAGAGUGCGGUAAGAACUUCACUAAACUGGGUAACCUCCAGACGCACCGGCGCAUUCACACGGGAGAGAGGCCGUAUCUCUGCUCGGAGUGCGGGAAGGGUUUCAUCACUCUGAACCACCUCCAGAUACACCAGCGCGUUCACACGGGAGAGAAACCGUAUCAGUGCUCGGAAUGCGGGAAGAGUUUUAAUCAGCAGAUAAGUUUAAAAGAGCACCAGCGCAUCCACACGGGGGAGAAGCCGUACGACUGCGUGUUCUGUGGGAUGAGUUUUAGGCAGAGAGGCACCCUCAGAAAGCACGAGCGCGUCCACACCGGAGAGAAGCCCUACAUCUGCUCGGAGUGUGGGAAGAGCUUCAGCCUGAGGAGCAGCCUCCAGAGACACCAGCGCAUUCACACGGGAGAGAGACCGUAUUACUGCUCGUACUGCGGGAAGAGCUUCAUACAGCAUAGCAAUCUCAAACUACAUCUGCGCAGUCACAAGACGGAGAGGAACUACCACUGCUCAGAGUGCGGUAAGAACUUCGGCCAGCUGAGCAACCUCCAGACGCAUCAGCGCAUUCACACCGGAGAGAGACCGUACCAGUGCUCGGAGUGCGGGAAGGGCUUCACGACGCAGAGCCACCUCCAGGCGCACCAGCGCAUCCACACUGGAGAGAAGCCGUAUCAGUGCUCGGAGUGCGGGAAGAGUUUCAACCAGCAGAGGAGCUUCAAAGUGCACCAGCGCAUCCACACCGGAGAGAAGCCGUACGACUGCUCGGUGUGCGGCCGGAGCUUCAGAGAACGGGGCACCCUCAUAAAGCACGAGCGCGUCCACACCGGAGAGAAGCCGUACAUCUGCUCGGAAUGCGGGAUGGGUUUCAAUCAGCAGACCACUUUCCAGGUGCACCGGCGCAUCCACACGGGAGAGAAGCCCUUCGACUGCCUGGUUUGCGGGAGGAGUUUCCGAGAAAGAGGCACGCUCAGAAAACACGAGCGCGUCCACACCGGGGAGAAGCCGUACUUCUGCACCGUGUGUGGGAAGAGUUUCAGUCUGCAGAGCAGCCUGCAGAGACACCAGCGCGUCCACACGGGAGAGAAGCCGUAUUACUGCGCGUACUGCGGGAAGAGCUUCAAACAGUACAGCAACCUACAGCUGCAUCUGCACAGCCACACCGGAGAGAAGCCGUACAGCUGUUCGGAGUGCGGGAAGAGUUUUACUCUACAGAGUAGCCUCCACAGACACCAGCGCGGUCACACAGGAGAGGAACCCUGUGACUGAUCGUGCUGUCGGGGAAAAACCCUGGCAAAAAAACUGAUUUUUACACGAUUAAUUCUGUUUUGGACGCCUUAAUGCGGCUAUAUUGAUUGGUAUUUGUGUCGUACUUGUUACCACAGCACUAAUCUUGCAUCUCUUCCAUUGAAAACAUGACCCUAAACCCAUAAUUGGGUUACUUAUACCACUAAUCUUCAACCUUUGCGUUCACACAUGGAGCACUUAAACUGUUUUUUACGCGUUCAUACAUGCUUUGAAAAUCCUACUAAACAGGACGACGGUCUCAGCAUGAACGGCCAACGGCUCCGUUAUUUCCGAAUCGUAUGAACAUAAACUCUCAUGACUUGUUUCUCUCAAAAACUGAUAACGCUACUGUAAAAACCGGCCUUGCCGGACAAUCUGCAUCGCUUUUGCAGAACUAAACUGAAAAUUUUAACUGUAAAGGAAAGACGUCACAGAAACGGCUAGAACAUCUUUUUAUUUCCCAGUAAUGCUUGCCUUCUGUUCGCACACGUGCGGCCCCGGUAAUUUCCGAAAUUAGGUCACAAUUAUUACAGGAUCUCCUCAGUGCAAUUAUUUAAGCUGAAAUUAUUAUAUUAAUCGCAUAUUGUUAGCUUUCACACUGUCACAGUUAUGUUUAUGUUGUAGCAAACAGAGUAAAUUAGCUGCGUUUUUCGGUGGCGUGUAAAUAAAAUAAUGCAGAAAACAUUCUAACUUCUGACUGGUGCUGUAACACCUUUAGAGGGCAGCAGUGAGUAAUGGUUGCGCUCAAAUAAACAAGCUGUUUCUGGUUAAUUUCGAGUUACUAAGGCUGCGUUCACACAGCAGGUAAAAGUGGCCCAAAUCUGAUUUUCUCACCAAAUCUGAUGUUUUUGUUUGGCUGUUCAGAUUAUCUUUUAAAUGUGAUCUG
Molecule: messenger RNA, 2520 nt
Organism: Colossoma macropomum (tambaqui)
Lineage: Eukaryota; Metazoa; Chordata; Actinopteri; Characiformes; Serrasalmidae
Product: zinc finger protein OZF-like
Exons: 3
Coding region: 114-1616 (500 amino acids)
Source: RefSeq, a predicted model, not a curated record